AUGACCGAAGAAAACGUGUUCACCUGCUACCUGUGCAACUUUUCGUCGAACUACGACUAUUUCGGAAGGGAACCACCUUGGUUGCCGCAGAUUCGAUUUAACGAAGACCUGUUUAUCCGAAAAGAUCCAUUCGCGGAGCCGGGUACUCGCAAAGUGAUCAACUUCAUCACACUUGGUGCUAUCUGCCCGUCUUGUGGAAAGUCGGUGUGUGCAGACUCGGUUGGUGAACUGAACGUGGAAUGA
Messenger RNA from Soboliphyme baturini, 243 nucleotides. NCBI's taxonomy places the organism in Eukaryota, Metazoa, Nematoda, Enoplea, Dioctophymatida, Soboliphymatidae. The record is from the annotation of a GenBank genome assembly.